AUGUCAAAUACACCAGAUCGUACGCCGGCGAGGUUUAGUUGGGACAAGAUUCGCCCAAGGGAGUACCUCCACUAUAUCCCUUGUUUUGAUGGCUUCCAGUGCGCACGGCUCGAAGUUCCACUCAAUUGGAACGCGACAAACCGAGAUUCUGAGCCGAAAGCAAUAGUAGCUGUCAUAAGACUUCCAUCCAAAGUUCCUGUAACGGACUCAAGAUAUGGUGGUGCUAUUGUGACGAAUCCUGGAGGCCCUGGCGAAUCUGGAAUUCACCAACUGCUGACUAGCGGAAAGCAUCUCCAGACUAUAGCUGAUGCAGGCAAAUCGGCUGGAAGGGAUGGCAAAUUCUUUGAUCUCAUAUCGUUCGAUCCGAGAGGUGUCAAUAACACCGUCCCACGCUUGAAGUGCUUCCCCAAUGCUGCUACAGAGAUCAAGUACCUUGACCAGCUACUAGACUACAGCUUAUUGUGGUCAUCUCCAAAUGUGCUGGGCUUGGAAUGGGGGAAUGCUCAGGCUUUAGGGGAGAGUUGUUCUCGCAAGGAUCCGUCUACUGGCAUCGAGGCUGUUCAUUACGUCAACACUGCGCAGACUGUGGAGGAUAUGCUGCUGAUAGUCGAGAGGCAUGGUGAGUGGCGUGAAGCUGAAGCAAGACGUCUUUUGGGAUUGUCACAGCCUAAGAUUCUGGAAAUCUACGAACUCGCUAUGCAGCGUUUAAAAUGGACUCGAGAUUUGGAGAAGAUGAAAUAUUGGGGACUGAGCUACGGCACUACUUUAGGUCAGACUUUUGCGGCAAUGCAUCCUUCGCGCAUUGAUCGCAUGGUCAUUGACGGGGUAAUGAAUGCUGCGGACUACUAUGCCGGGGCCUGGAUGAAGAAUUUAGUGGAUUCAGACAAGAUCAUCACUACGUACAGUAGAUACUGUUUCGAAGCUGGCCCUGAUAGAUGUCCUUUGCACAUGAACACUUCAGUGGAAGAUAUAGCAAGGCGGUUCGAGGAUGUCAUGAUGGACCUCAAAACCAACCCGAUUGCAAUGCCAGGAGGCGACGAAAACGGACCCGCUUUACUCACAUAUAAAGAUAUGCAUCUCCAUCUUCUCGGAGGGAUGUACUCGUCGUAUUCUCAUGCUGAGAACUUGUUCCGGCUCGUCGCAGGAAUUGACGCUCGCAAUUCGACUAUCAUACGUGAAGGCAUACUGGGAACUGGACGAGAGAUACCGAAGCGUUCUAAGCAAUGCGUUCACGAUGGUCCAUUUUCUGAUGCUUGUGUGUCCCAAUCGUAUAUCUCCAUGCUUGGUCCAAAUCAAGCAAUCGCUUGCAUGGACAGUGCUUGGAACAACUCCUCGAGUCUGACGAAGACACAGUUUGGAGGAUACCUAGAUGAUCUGAAAACCAUGAGUAAAUGGAUAAGUCCUAGCUGGGCAAGAAACAAGCUGGCAUGUGUCGGAUACAAAGGCAAGCCUGCUUGGACAUUCGAUGGACCGAUACGUGGUAACACAUCCUACCCUAUACUAGCGAUUGGUAACACACAUGAUUCAGUGUGUCCAUUGCGCAACGCCGUGGAGAUUACGCACCUUUUUCCGUCGUCAAUUGUGGUGCAACAAGAUUCCGAGGGACACUGUUUCCAGUCCAGUCCGUCGACGUGCACUGGCCGCAUCAUUCGCGAGUAUUUCCAAAGUGGAAAACUGCCAGAUAAUGGAACAGUAUGCAUGCCAGAAUACAAGCCUUUCGUUGGAUGUAUGAAUAGAGAUGAAGAUGGUAAGUGUAAGUCCCUGGGUGAGGAAGAUGAAUCGAUCUUCAAAGCUAUUGAGGGCUUGACUUGA
Molecule: messenger RNA, 1812 nt
Organism: Pseudovirgaria hyperparasitica
Lineage: Eukaryota; Fungi; Ascomycota; Dothideomycetes; Acrospermales; Acrospermaceae
Product: alpha/beta-hydrolase
Exons: 2
Coding region: 1-1812 (603 amino acids)
Source: RefSeq, a predicted model, not a curated record